This is a messenger RNA of Cherax quadricarinatus, 2415 nucleotides long. The record is from RefSeq and is a predicted model, not a curated record. Lineage: Eukaryota; Metazoa; Arthropoda; Malacostraca; Decapoda; Parastacidae.
CUUCAAGGCAACUGAUAAGCAUUCUUGUGGCUCAACAUUCGCCAUUACUAUCACUUGUGUAGAUCAAUACCUCCUGUUGUCCUCAGGUUUUACUGGCAACUGAAGCUUCCGUCACGUAAAUAUGGUGAAGGAGAAAGUGGAAAAGUUGGCCGUGCCUAGCCUCAAGCUGGGUGAAGGACCACACUGGCAGGAAGACCUACAAGCUCUGCUCUUCGUUGAUGUCUUCGAUAAGAAACUCCGUCGACACUUCAUCAACACCGGGAGGAGCCAGGAGCUCUAUUUAGAUGAUGGAGGCGCGGCGGAGGUGGUCAGUGUAGUGAUCCCGGUGGAGGAUGAUCCAGAGUUGAUGGUGGUGGGUCUGGGGAAGAACCUGUCUGUGGUACGUUGGUCUGUUGAUGACCCGGACAUUCACACAACCAAGCCCAAGGUUCUCCAUACCACCACUGAUGACCACUUCAACGAUGCGAAGUGUGACCCCCAGGGACGGUUGUGGGCAGGUACGAUGUGUCCCCUAGACGACAAGGGAGAAGUACUCGAGUACAACAACUCCUCCUUAUUCAAGUUUGACCACGACCUGGUGUGCACAAGCUGGGUGAAGAAGGUGACAAUAUCCAAUGGGAUGACCUGGAGCCAUGAUCGCAAGUCCUUCUAUUACAUAGACUCAACUGCCCAGGUUAUAUACCACUUCGAUUAUGACGAUGAAGCUGGGACUAUCAGUAACCAGCGUGUGUUAUUGGACUACCCAGAAGCCGGACUGCAGGACCAGACGCCCGAUGGCAUGACCAUAGACGUUGAUGGUAACUUGUGGGUCGCCUGCUUUGGCGGCAGACAGGUAAUCUGCGUGGAUCCUAAAGAAGCUAAAGUGUUACGAAAGAUCGCCAUACCAUCCAAAAAUGUGACAUCAGUGUGCUGGGGUGGGAAGGACUACUCCACUCUGUAUGUCACCUCGGGCUACUUCAAAACGCCUCCUGACGAGAUAGCUGCUUAUCCUUCGACAGGAGGAACUUUUGCUGUCACUGGCCUGGGUACUAAGGGCAAUCCUCCUGUUAACUAUAAGGUAAAGAUGGUGAAGGAAAAAGUGGAAAAGUUGGCCGUGCCUUGCCUCAAAUUGGGUGAAGGACCACACUGGCAGGAAGACCUACAAGCUCUGCUCUUCGUUGAUAUCUUCGAUAAGAAACUCCGUCGACACUUCAUUAACACUGGCAGGCACCAAGAGCUCAAUUUAGAUGAUGGAGGCGCAGCGAAAGGGGUCAAUAUGGUGAUCCCGGUAGAAGAUGAUCCCGAGUUAAUGGUGGUGGGUCUGGGAAAGAACCUGUCUGUGGUACGCUGGUCUGUUGAUGACCCGGACAUUCACACAACCAAGCCCAAGAUCCUUCAUACCACCACUGAUGACCACUUCAACGAUGCCAAAUGUGAUCCCCAGGGACGGUUGUGGGCAGGAACGAUGUGUCCCCAGAAUGACAAGGGAGAAAUACUCGAGUACAACAACUGCUCCUUAUUCAAGUUUGACCACGACCUGGUCUGCACAACCUGGGUGAAGAAGGUGACAAUCUCCAAUGGGAUGACCUGGAGCCAUGAUCGCAAGUCCUUCUAUUACAUAGACACACCUGCCCGGGUUAUAUACCACUUCGAUUAUGACGAUGAAGCUGGGACUAUCAGUAACCAGCGUGUGUUAUUGGACUACCCAGAAGCCGGACUGCAGGACCAGAGGCCCGAUGGCAUGACCAUAGACGUUGAUGGUAACUUGUGGGUCGCCUGCUUUGGCGGCAGACAGGUAAUCUGCGUGGAUCCUAAAGAAGCUAAGGUGAUACGAAAGAUCGCCAUACCAUCCAAAAAUGUGACAUCAGUGUGCUGGGGUGGGAAGGACUACUCCACUCUGUAUGUCACCUCGGGCACUUACAAGAUGACUCCUGAAGAGAUAGCUGCUUACCCUUCGUCAGGAGGAACUUUUGCUGUCACUGGCCUGGGUACCAAGGGCAAUCCUCCUGUUAACUAUAAGGUUAAUCUUGACAAGCUGAAGUAGAAGUUGAUUAACAAGCUAAAGGAGAAGUUUAAAGUGACAAGUAUAAGUAGAGGUUGAUAUUGAUGAGUUAAGGUAGUUAAUUAUGACAGCUGAAGAAAAACAUUGCAAUAUUUGUGGCAAUAGCUGAAACACUUGCCUUUUUUAUGAGUUACAUGGAGUAAACAAAUGGUACAGAAUUUGAGGAAUUCUAGAUUUUGUUUACAAAUUAUUAACUCAAAUAUUUUUAACUGUGUUGUAAGCGAAUGUCAGUCGUGACAAUAGUUCAGGACGAAUCAAAAUAAUGUGUUCAAAAUUUGUGGGUUAGCUAUAAUGUCUGUUAUAUAACAAUGAUCUUCAAUAUAUUAGUCUGUUUUACCAUUCACAAACUAUGAUCAAUAAAAGUACUUAAGUAA